Messenger RNA from Phyllopteryx taeniolatus (common seadragon), 1709 nucleotides. Its product is annotated as dual specificity tyrosine-phosphorylation-regulated kinase 2-like. Gene Ontology annotation, cellular component: nucleus. Gene Ontology annotation, biological process: cytoplasmic stress granule disassembly; peptidyl-serine phosphorylation; peptidyl-threonine phosphorylation. Gene Ontology annotation, molecular function: ATP binding; protein serine/threonine/tyrosine kinase activity; protein serine/threonine kinase activity. The transcript has a single exon. NCBI's taxonomy places the organism in Eukaryota, Metazoa, Chordata, Actinopteri, Syngnathiformes, Syngnathidae. Bases 176 to 1384 code for a protein of 402 amino acids. The record is from RefSeq and is a predicted model, not a curated record.
AACUCAGGGUAGUUUUUGGACACUGCGCCAAAUACAAGCUUUGUUAAAAGUGCCAUCAGCUCAGUUGGCCAUGUAACUUUAAAAAAUAUAUAUAUAUUUUUUUUAAUUUAUUUUUUUACGGUUUUCGGCCUCUUUUAUUCACUUCGGAUGCUGGCAUCACCAACUAAUUACAAGCAUGAUGAUCAUAAGCAGAAAGCCAGAGGGCCCAAUAGCAACAGCACGUCACGGUGAUGGACUUUACGACUCGUACAUGAGGACGGACCACAUCCUCAAAGAGGACACGGACACAAACAGUCCUUCUGGCCUGCCCCCCAUGCCCAAGCUCACAGCUGUCAGCAACAAGGGUGUGAUGAGGGAUCAGAUAACCACCGUGCGCGGUGGCCAGCUGAAGGUCAAGUAUCUGUACGAGGACUCCGCUAACAAUCGCAAGAUCGGUGCCAUUACCACGGCCGCACCUCAGAACAGCGGGACCACCGAUCAGACGCCCAGUAAACUGGCACCAGCAACCACCCUGUCCAAGGAUCACAGCGUCGACAGCUCUGAAUCCAGUAAGGACUCUAAUGACACCUCUGGCUCUCACGGGGUUGCCAAUGGAGGAAACAGUACCAAGCUGUGUGGCCCCCUGACACCAGAACUGGCCGUGAGACUGUACCGAACUCAACUGACCAGCCUUGAGCAGAGCGAGAUCCACUCCUACCCAGACAUCUACUUUGUGGGACCCAAUGCCAAGAAGAGGCCUGUCGUCACCAGUGGCAGCAACAACUGCGGCUAUGACGACGAGCAUGGCGGUUAUAUCAACGUCCCCCAUGACCACUUGGCUUACCGCUACGAGUUUCUCAAGAUUAUUGGCAAAGGCAGCUUCGGUCAGGUGGCCAAAGUCUACGACCACAAACUGCAGCAGCACCUGGCUCUCAAGAUGGUCCGCAACGAGAAGCGUUUCCACCGACAGGCGCAGGAGGAGAUCCGCAUCCUGGAGCACCUGCGCAAGCAAGACCGCAAUGGCACCAUGAAUGUGGUGCACAUGCUGGAACACUUCACCUUCCGCAACCACAUCUGUAUGACCUUCGAGCUGCUCAGCAUGAACCUCUACGAGCUGAUCAAGCGCAACAAGUUUCAGGGCUUCAGCUUGCCUCUGGUCAGGAAGUUUGCACACUCUAUCCUGCAGUGCCUGGAAGCCCUGAGCAGGCUCCGAAUCAUCCACUGUGACCUCAAGCCUGAGAACAUUCUUCUCAAACAGCAGGGACGCAGCGGCAUCAAGGUGAUAGACUUUGGCUCCAGCUGCUUCGAGCACCAGCGUGUGUACACUUACAUCCAGUCUCGCUUCUAUCGAGCACCCGAGGUGAUUUUUGGCGCUCGCUACGGCCUUCCCAGCUUCGAUCUUUGAAGGAUCAGUAGCAAUGCCAUUGCUAGAAACGACAUGCCCAAGAUAGGUUACAGAGGGACAGCAGAACUGACAUUUAUCCAAAAGCAAAGAGAUGGCAUUGACAAGCUCUGUGUUCAAGUCAGGAACAGUGGGUGGGGCAGGCGUGGUCUUAAGCAAACCUGUCACAUCAUCUAAAGUCUUUCCUUCACUGGCUAAGAAUGAUACUAGCUUGGAUUGGAAACCUCUUUUGUCACUAGUCACAUGGAAAGUCUGAAAAUCAGGGACACUUACUACCCACAAGUCUGACGGGUCCCCAGCAACCAACUGUUCAGGUAAGUCAGUUUUA